Molecule: messenger RNA, 2237 nt
Organism: Ricinus communis (castor bean)
Lineage: Eukaryota; Viridiplantae; Streptophyta; Magnoliopsida; Malpighiales; Euphorbiaceae
Product: beta-amylase 1, chloroplastic
Exons: 4
Coding region: 294-2018 (574 amino acids)
Biological process (GO): polysaccharide catabolic process
Molecular function (GO): beta-amylase activity
Source: RefSeq, a predicted model, not a curated record
CAUAUUUGCAUCCCACCGUCCAUUCUCACGUGCAUUGUAGCAAUCAAAGCCGUUGCCUUCUCAGUCGCAUCUUCUGACGCCACGUAGCAUCUCUUACACGUGUCAUUAAAGUAACGGUUAAAUCUAAAAGGAUAUAAUUUAAUGUUAUCCUCCCGUUCUCUAUAAAUACCCCAUCCUGCUCGCUUAGCGCUUGCUCCACAUUCAAAGUUACAACAAAGCCCAGAAACAGAUAUUUCCACUCUGAAAACAAAUCAAAAACAGAAAAAAAAAGAAGAAGAGAAAACAGCCCAGAAAUGGCAAUGAAUAUAACACAUCAGAUAGGAGCUCUAGCAGGAACACCAAUCUCAACAGAGCCGAUACCAAGCGAAUCAACAGCGACGGUUAGCGCAGUAUGGAAAACACCGACGCCGAAUGCACGAUGCAAGAUUCAAAAGGCAGACACUACAGAGCAAAAAUCGCAGCCAACGAGCCCAUGCAUGUCGCCAAUCCUAAGCGGCAUGCGUGCAGAUCUCUCUGUCGCAUGUCGUGCGUUUGCUGACGUGGCAACAUUAGAACCGUCGAUAGAAGAGAGAAUGUAUAGAGAUGGUGGAGGGAAAGAGGAAGGCAAGGGAGUCCCGGUGUAUGUCAUGAUGCCGUUAGACAGUGUAACGAUGAAUAACGGCGUCAAUAGACGGAAAGCGAUGAACGCGAGUUUACAGGCGUUGAAGAGUGCCGGAGUUGAGGGGAUAAUGAUGGAUGUGUGGUGGGGAUUGGUGGAGAGAGAAGGUCCUGGUGUUUACAAUUGGGGUGGAUAUAUCGAGCUUUUAGAAAUGGCUAAACGACACGGUCUUAAGGUUCAAGCUGUUAUGUCGUUUCAUCAGUGUGGAGGCAACGUUGGUGAUUCUUGCACUAUUCCAUUGCCCAAGUGGGUUGUGGAGGAGAUUGACAGAGAUGUAGACCUUGCAUAUACGGAUCAGUGGGGUAGAAGGAAUUAUGAAUAUCUAUCCUUAGGCUGUGAUACCCUUCCAGUACUCAAGGGGAGGACACCUGUGCAGUGUUACUCUGACUUUAUGCGUGCUUUCAGAGACAACUUCAAACACCUUCUUGGUGAUACCAUUGUGGAAAUUCAAGUUGGGAUGGGACCAGCAGGUGAGCUUCGUUAUCCUUCUUACCCUGAACAAAAUGGGACAUGGAGAUUUCCUGGCAUUGGAGCUUUCCAAUGUUACGACAAGUAUAUGCUCAGCAGCCUGAAAGCUGCAGCUGAAGCUGCUGGUAAGCCAGAAUGGGGUAGCACAGGCCCGACUGAUGCUGGUCAUUAUAACAACUGGCCAGAAGAUACUCCGUUUUUCAAAAAGGAUGGUGGUGGUUGGAAUAGUAUUUAUGGUGAAUUCUUCCUCGGUUGGUACUCUCAGAUGCUUCUAGAUCAUGGUGAGAGAAUACUGUCAUCAGCCACGGCCAUCUUCGAGAACACAGGAGUAAAGAUUUCAGUGAAGGUUGCAGGGAUUCAUUGGCACUAUGGGACAAGGUCUCAUGCACCAGAGCUCACAGCUGGGUAUUAUAACACAAGAUUCCGAGAUGGUUACCUUCCGAUUGCACAAAUGUUAGGACGCCAUGGUGCGAUAUUCAACUUCACUUGUAUUGAGAUGCGUGAUCAUGAGCAGCCACAGGAUGCCCUUUGUGCACCUGAGAAGCUUGUCAGGCAGGUGGCUUUAGCAACUCAGGAAGCACAGGUUCCACUUGCUGGCGAAAAUGCCCUGCCACGAUACGAUGACUUCGCACAUGAGCAGAUCUUGCAGGCAUCAUCGUUGAGUAUUAAUGGCGAUUCGGAUGAUAGAGAGAUGUGUGCUUUUACGUACUUGAGGAUGAAUCCCCAUUUAUUCCAGGAAGAUAACUGGAGACGAUUUGUGGCAUUUGUAAAAAAGAUGAAGGAAGGGAAGAAUGUUGAUCGGUGUAGGGAGCAGGUCGAGCGGGAAGCUGAACAUUUUGUCCAUGUAAGUCGGCCUUUAGUCCAAGAGGCUGCAGUGGCUCUAAUGCAUUAGGGAUUUGGUUGACUUGCCAGAAUUUACCAUGGCAAUUAACCCUCUGUCCUUUUUUGUUAUAGCUGCCUUUUUUUUAUGCUGUAGCUAUCUCUAGAAAUGUGCCUGGAGCACCUAGAAAAACAAAACAAAACAAAACAAAAGAAUCAAAACUAAAAGAUGUAAAAAUGUGUGAUGUUGUUCUAUAAUAAGUGAAUUACAAAUAACAUUUACUUUUUCUAA